Molecule: messenger RNA, 1107 nt
Organism: Aspergillus campestris IBT 28561
Lineage: Eukaryota; Fungi; Ascomycota; Eurotiomycetes; Eurotiales; Aspergillaceae
Exons: 9
Coding region: 1-1107 (368 amino acids)
Source: RefSeq, a predicted model, not a curated record
AUGGCAGUUCCUCGACAGAUGCAAACCCCGCCCAAGCCGGGCCUGGUAGACGGCACUCGGCAGGCCUCGACUUUCGGAGUGGGUAUCAGUUUCAUGGUCUUCAUAUCUAUCGUCAUGCUGCUGCGAGUGUGGGUGCGUGUGGUGGUGCUCCGCGCCCUGGGAACCGACGAUGUUUUAAUGAUCAUUGGAACGCUUCUCACCUUCGGGUUGACAAUCGCGACGAUGGUUGGUGCAUAUUAUGGUCUUGGUCGACACAUGAACGAUAUCCCCCCCGAGGGCAUGAUACCCAUGAUGAAAGCCAUCUACGCCACCCGUCUUCUCUAUAUCAUCGGCAUGGGAUUCGUCAAAAUGUCCCUGCUCUGGUUCUACCUCCGACUGGACCACCGCAAGUUGAUGAAAUGGGCGGUAUACUUCUCGAUGUUCUUCACCAUCGGGCUCACGGUUUCCAGCAUAUUCGUGACGGUGCUGUCGUGCAUCCCGCCGUCCAAGUUCUGGGACCCCACAGGGAAGAAGCCCGGGCAUUGCAUCAGCUCCGAGCAGCAGCAGAUCUUCUACGAAGCCAACGGAGCCCUCAACAUCGUCUCUGAUAUUCUCAUCUUUCUCACCCCCAUUCCGAUGCUGUGGGGCAUCCAACUCUCCACGCGGAAGAAGGGUGCUUUAUUCGGUGUUUUCGGCCUGGGUAUUCUGUCAAUCGCUGCCAGCUGCGUGCGAUAUGAUUUCGUGAAGCGGCUCGCGGCCACCAAAGACCAGUACUACCAGCUGGCGGACUCGCUGAACUGGUGCGAGGUAGAGGUCUUCGUCGCAAUCUUCUGCGGAUCUGCGCCGGCGCUCUCUGUCGCGAUGAAACACUUCUUUGGGCGGGUGUGGGGAUCCACCCAUAAUUAUGGAAGCAACAUGCAGACACCCGGACAGAGCUACGGGAACCGGCUAAGCACGCUGAAUAAGAACGGCCGGCACCAGCGACUCGACGAGUCCGGGCGGUUUGGAAGUGAGGAUGGCAUUGUGAUGAAGACAGACAUCCGCAUGGAGGUGAGCGAUCGCGAUCUAGAAGAUGAUCGGGCGCAUGGGGCGGGGUUCGCUAAAUAUGGCCAUGGAGGAGGGGUCUAA